CUCCACCUGUUAUCACGUGCAUCUCACGUGAGGACGACCUUGGUUGCCUAAUGGGCGUUGAGGGAGUAGUCCUCGAAGUGUUUCUUCGUCCCCAUUUCCUGAACUGUCAAAUUCACAUCGAUCAACGGUUUCGAUCUUUCUCCAUACGGCCCAAAUUCCCAAUUCCGGUGUCUAGGUUCGCUCCCCAACCUAAUUUAUUCGUAUCCAAACUCUUAAGGUGCGUAGAGUAAGGCUUUAGGAUUUGGGAUUUGAUUGUGAUAAGCAUGAAUUACUUAAUUGGAGCUUUCAAGCCAUCCUGCAACAUUUCAAUCACAUUCUCGGAUGGAAAAACUCGAAAGCAGGUCCCUAUAAAGAAGGAAAAUGGGCACACAGUCAUGGUUCCUCUUUUCCAAAGUCAAGAAAACAUAGUUGGGAAGAUUUCGAUAGAGCCAAUUCAAGGGAAGAAGGUUGAUCACAAUGGAGUGAAAGUUGAGCUUCUUGGUCAGAUAGAGAUGUACUUUGAUAGAGGCAACUUCUAUGACUUUACUUCCCUUGUUCGUGAGCUGGAUGUUCCUGGAGAUAUAUAUGAGAAGAAAACAUAUCCAUUUGAAUUUUCUACAGUUGAAAUGCCAUACGAGACAUACAAUGGUGUGAAUGUGAGGCUUAGGUAUGUCCUGAAAGUCACAAUCAGUCGUGGUUAUGCUGGUAGCAUAGUGGAAUACCAAGAUUUUAUGGUUCGCAACUAUUCCCCACUACCAUCAAUCAACAAUAGCAUCAAGAUGGAAGUUGGAAUUGAAGAUUGCCUACACAUUGAGUUUGAGUAUAACAAAAGCAAGUAUCAUCUGAAAGAUGUUAUUAUCGGCAAGAUAUAUUUUCUUCUUGUAAGAAUCAAGUUAAAGAAUAUGGAUCUGGAGAUCAGGCGACGAGAAUCAACAGGAUCAGGGGCCAAUACCCAUGUUGAGACAGAGACGCUUGCUAAAUUUGAGUUGAUGGAUGGUGCUCCAGUUAGAGGUGAAUCAAUCCCAAUCAGACUCUUCCUUAGCCCUUAUGAACUGACACCCACAUAUCGAAACAUCAAUAACAAAUUCAGUGUGAAGUAUUAUUUGAAUCUUGUUCUAGUUGAUGAAGAGGACCGACGGUACUUUAAGCAGCAGGAAAUCACCAUAUACAGGCUUCAGGAGGAAACUUCCUGAUUACUUAUCUCACAUGGUAUCAGCAUUGGAUCCCAGUUGAAAUGGGAAAAAGAAGAUCAAUUGCCUCUCGAAGCCUUGUAAAGCUUUCUUUGUUUUCAUUUCUAUAGUCAGAGAAACUUGUUUCUAUAAAGGGCUAGGAUUGGCACUCUUGUUGAGUGGGAGCUUUCAUACGAUGUUUAUGUACAUGGACCAUGCUGGGGCGGUGAAGAUCUGUGGUCCCUGUUAAUUAAGACACCGUAAAUUAACGAUCAUCUGAAAUCCGCCAUUGUGACUUGUUAUUGCAGUAAAGUUCUCUGUUUUGUUUUGAACUA
Molecule: messenger RNA, 1483 nt
Organism: Alnus glutinosa
Lineage: Eukaryota; Viridiplantae; Streptophyta; Magnoliopsida; Fagales; Betulaceae
Product: vacuolar protein sorting-associated protein 26A
Exons: 12
Coding region: 264-1172 (302 amino acids)
Biological process (GO): retrograde transport, endosome to Golgi; intracellular protein transport
Cellular component (GO): retromer complex; endosome
Source: RefSeq, a predicted model, not a curated record